Molecule: messenger RNA, 1657 nt
Organism: Brassica rapa (field mustard)
Lineage: Eukaryota; Viridiplantae; Streptophyta; Magnoliopsida; Brassicales; Brassicaceae
Product: probable serine/threonine-protein kinase PBL10
Biological process (GO): protein phosphorylation
Molecular function (GO): protein kinase activity; ATP binding
Source: RefSeq, a predicted model, not a curated record
AUGGGUUUAAAGGCGGGACCGGUCCGUCAUCAAUGCCACCUCCCAACGCCUCUCUCUUUCUCUCUUAGCUACUUGCAGCAAAGAGCCGAUAGAAACUUGUCUCUCUCUGUCUCUUCCUCUCUAUCUGUUUUCUUGGUUGACAAAGAAAAUAGCCUGUAAUACAGAAAGAGUUUUGUCAGAUCAUUCUAAUCAUGGGGAUUUGCUUGAGUGCUCAGAUUAAAGCUGAGAGUCCAAGUAACACAGGUGCGAGUCCGAAGUAUAUGAGCUCAGAGGCAAAUGAUACACAGAGCAUGGGAAGCAAAGGCUCUUCUGUGUCGAUCAGAACAAACCCUCGAACCGAAGGAGAGAUCUUGCAAUCUCCAAACCUCAAAAGUUUUAGCUUCGCUGAGGUCAAAUCAGCAACUAGGAAUUUCAGACCAGACAGUGUUCUUGGUGAAGGUGGAUUCGGUUGUGUCUUUAAAGGAUGGAUUGAUGAGCAAUCUCUCACUGCGUCUAAACCGGGAACCGGUAUGGUUAUUGCUGUCAAAAGACUUAACCAAGAUGGUUGGCAAGGUCAUCAAGAAUGGCUGGCGGAAGUGGAUUACUUGGGGAAGUUUUCUCAUCCUAAUCUUGUGAAACUUAUCGGUUAUUGUUUAGAGGAUGAGCAACGUCUUCUUGUGUAUGAGUUCAUGCCACGUGGAAGCUUAGAGAAUCAUUUAUUCAGAAGAGGUUCUUACUUUGAACCAUUAUCUUGGACUCUCCGGUUAAGAGUUGCACUUGGUGCUGCAAAAGGCCUAGCUUUUCUUCACAACGCGGAGACUCAAGUCAUAUACCGGGACUUCAAAACUUCUAACAUACUUAUUGAUUCGGACUACAAUCCCAAGCUUUCUGAUUUUGGGUUGGCUAAAGACGGUCCAACAGGUGAUAAAAGCCAUGUCUCCACAAGAAUCAUGGGUACUUAUGGAUACGCAGCUCCUGAGUAUCUUAUGACAGGUCAUUUAACAACCAAGAGUGAUGUCUAUAGCUACGGUGUUGUGCUUUUGGAGAUACUCUCUGGACGUAGAGUUGUAGACAAGAACCGUCCACCGGGUGAGCAAAAGCUGGUGGAUUGGGCAAAACCGUUGCUUGCAAACAAGAGGAAGAUCUUCAGAGUUAUUGAUAACCGUCUCCAAGACCAAUACUCGAUGGAGGAAGCGUGUAAAGUAGCUACACUAGCGCUGAGAUGCCUGACGACAGAGAUAAAGCUGAGACCAAACAUGACUGAGGUUGUUGCCCACCUCGAACACAUACAAACUUUGCAUGAAACAGGAGGAGGAAGAAACAUUGAUAAGAUGGAGAGGAGAACGCGUAGGAGAAGUGAUAGUGUUGUGGUGAGCCAAAAACCUAAUGCUGGUUUCGCUAGACAAAGUGCUGUGGGUGGAAUAGCAGCUGCGUAUCCACGUCCCUCUGCUUCGCCUCUGUUUGUCUGAUGAUGUUCUGUUUAGUUCUGUUUAGUUCAGAUGUACAGUUUUGUUUCUGCUUAUGUAUUGAGAGGAUUCAAGUUCAUGGCUCGUCAGAGAUUUGACAAUUGAUGUUUGUAGUGCGGAGAGUUGACUAACAAAAAGUAAAAAUGAUGGUCUCAUGUCUUCAAUUUGAAGCUUUGUUAUUUAAUAAGAAGAUUUACAGUGAAACAAAACUA